AGUAGGAAGAGGGUUAUGCUGUACUGACCUGCCCCCUCUCCUGCCCUCACUAGUGACUGCUUUCUGCUUUUCUGCGAAGACGUGAAACAGCGGUACAUCAGAUAACAUGACAAUUAAUGAGAGAGAGAGAGAGAGAGAGAGAGAGAGAGAGAGAGAGAGAGAGAGAGAGAGAGAGAGAGAGAGAACAUCCUACCUAGUAUGUAACAUGUACCUUACAGAUAUGUUAAGUGUUUUGUUACCAUGUUGCCGUAACUUUAUAAAUGUACUUACUAUAUUGCUGCUCUUGCAAAAUAAAUAAAAGUUAAUGAAAAUUCCUUUAAUUCACUAUAACCAUUAACACAAAAAUAACAAGGAAUUGUGAAAAUGUUCAGAGGAGAAAGAACUACAAGCAGAGAAAGAGGAGGAGGACGUAAGAAAAGAGAAGGGAAAGAGAAGGACUGAGGAAAGAAGAAUAGAGAAAGAUAAGGACGAUGAAAGAUGAGAAGGGAGAAUGAAGAGGGAAGAAAGAGGAGAAGAAGAAUUAGAGAAAGAGAAGAAGGACGAAAGAAGGAAGGAAAGAGGACAAAAGAGGACGGAGAAAGAGAGGGAGAGAGAGUAGGAGGAAGGAAAAAGGAGGACUAAAGAAGGGAGGAGAGAAAGAGGAGGAUGAAAGAAGGGAAAGGAGAAAGAGGACACACAGAAGAAAGACAAGAAGGAGAGAAAGAAGAGGAAAGAUAGGCUUCCUUCAGGGGGAGACAAUGGGACUCACUCAUUUUUAACUUGUUUCUCAUAAAAAUUUUCGUUUUCUGUAAACGUCCAAUAAAAAAAAACGAACAAAAUUCAUGGCAUACUAUACUAAACAUGUGAAUGCUCAAAUUUAUCUCAUGACAAGAAGCCGAGGGCAUAAGUGUUUCGGAAUACGGCCUUUGUCUGGUUCACGUGUGGGACUGCCGGCCUGCUAUACAGACAGGUAGAUAGACUUAAUCACAUACGGGUCUCCUAGCUCCUCGCUACACUAAAGCAGCAUAAGGCAAGAUGCAGCCUUGCCUUAUGGAGACGCCGUGACGCACUUCCCACUGAACGAGAGUGGGAAGCAAACUUUGGGUGGUGUGUGGUGUGGGCGCUUUCGGGAUCAAACAGGAAGCCGGGUCGGGAGUUGAGCCACUGAUCAUUCAAUUGCCUGCCCGUUAAGUGGCCUCCAGUGCACCGCUCAAGUCACAGAGGAAAUGCAAUACAACAACACUGUUUAAUGAAGGAAGUGCGCACGAGUCACUUGUCAGGGAAGGAUCUCCAACACAUGUCAGUGACAGGAUAAUUGUAGUGCGGGGAAUCAAAGGACUAAUUAGCGUGGUUAGACAACUGUGCGGCUCACCGACUGGUCUUGUUGGUCUCCGUGUUGUGGCCGCGACCGCCGCAUCGCUCGCUCCUUCCUUCAUUCUAGACACUGGUUGGCUGCACACUGCAAGGAGAGGAGUCAGGUCGCUCCUCUGGGGUCACGUGAAGGUGUAAUGACGCACAGCGAUUCCAAAGGCAGCACUCACUCCUCCACGCCGAGGCCUGGUGGAGCCUGCAAGAGCUUGGAGGAGUUCCGGCUCUUCAAACAAAGCACGUCUCCCAUUUUCCUCACAAAGAGUCAAUGCAUCAUCGUUUUCUGAGACACAAUCAAGUCCAGAAAUGGGCCUCGCGGGCAAAGCGUCGCCGGACACAGCCGAGUCACUAUUGAGUUAAUGACCCAUUUUUCCCGAGGCGCCUUCCAUUGACACUCCGACGUGAUGUAGUGUGCCCUUUUUCUCCGCAAUGCCUUCAAGCCAUCAGUCCCAUUAACGCUGACGUUCUCAUUUCAUGGCUUAAAGCUGUAAAAGCGACGUUUUCUAUUGGUAAACACAGCAAGGACACGAUCAAUACCCUUCCGGUGACCGUCCACAAGCCUCCUCUGCCCAGAACACCUGACCAUCUCCCUCCAGACAGCCGCUCGCCAUGUCGCCGCUGCCUCCGCCCCUGCCACUCCUGGUGGCGCUGCUGGCGCUGCUGGGGGCAGCCCCGCUUGCCGCCGCCGAGGUGAGCGAGGCCGUGUGGCACCGGGCGCUGGUCUCGCAGGCGCAGCUCGACGCCGCCGCCACGUCUGAAAGGUUCCUGGUGGCUGAUGAGAUCCUGUGCGCCGCCCUGGCCAACGCCGUCCCCUGGUGUCACCUGCUGACCCACGAGGGCACCACCUGUGUCCUGUACGACGUGGUGGUGGACAGUCUGGACGCCGCCGCCGCCGACGCCGCCACGCCCUGCAGGACCCGCCACCGCAACGUGUGUGUCGUGGAGGGCGUGCCGGUGCCUCACGGGUCCAUGGUGGAUCACCAGUGCCUCCCCGCCCUCUGCUGGAAUGGUGCCAUCAUUCCCGCCCCAGCAGGCACAGGUGAGUGUUUGCUGACACACAGGUGAGCCUCAGAGUGCUGGGGUUCCUCCCUCAGGAUGGCAGGAGCCUCAGUCACUCCUUCUCCCCAACAGUGUCGACCGCAUGCGACGGUGACUUCGCGCAAGACCCCCUUGGCUGUGUUUACCUGCACCAGGUGGCGAUGGGCUGGUGCGAGGCUCGCUACCGCUGCGGCACUCUCGGCGCCGACCUCGCCGUCGUCUCGGCUUCAGAUUUUGCAGUUCUGCAAGCUUUCCUGGACAACAACGCGGCGAAUGAGGGUGAGUUCCUGAAGGAAGGCAACACACGGCUGUAUACUUGGCCGCUGUUAUGAGUGAGGAAAUGAAACAAUGAACAGAUAAGUCUAAGACGUUAGUUGAAUUUAACAGAACUAAUCAUCCUACACUUGUAUAUACUCGUACGCUCACUGUUUCAUUUUAACUGUACUGACCAAACGAGAGCCACCCUGUUGGUUCUGAGUGGUAAAACCAGUACUGAUGCAAGAGUAAACUUGCAAAAAAAUGAAGUAAAACGUAGUCAGGAAAGGUGAGUCUAAGCCUUGCACUGUUCGGUCCUCAGAGAUAUGGGUGGGGGUGAAGGGACGCAAGUGGUUGGACGGUCGUGACGUGGAAAACUCAAUGUGGGGUGGCGACGAUCCCAACGGCGACCCGGAGGACUGUGGGCGCAUGAGGAUCUUUUCUGAGGGCUACAUGCUUGCUGACAUGACCUGUGAGCGGAUCAUUAAAUUCCUGUGCAUGAGGUCAGGCUAGGCUCCGAAUAAUUGUUCUGUAUUGUCAACCGUUUCGGCUUCUUGUUUCUACUACAUGUAACACAGGAUCUGCAUACUAGUGAUUAAAUUUUACAGGUUGUUUUCAGGAUUCUAGUGGUAGUUCAACAAGGAUACUGCACUUUUAACAGGUUUAUUCGAAGUCAAUGGGGGUUUUCAAGUGUUUUCACGGUUUCAGUGGUUGUAAUGGUAGUUAACAAGGACUCUGCAAUUUUAACAGCUUCUUUUGGAAGUUACUGUGGUUCUCAAGUGUAUUUUGACGGUUCCAGUGGUUGUAGUGGUAGUUUAACAAGGACUCUGCACUUUUAACAGGUUCUAUUGGAAGUUCUCAAGUGUGUUUUGACAGUUCUAUUGGUUGUAGUGGUAGUUUAACAAGGACUCUGCAUUCUGAGCUCAGACGGGCAACAAAGUGUGGCGCUUUUUGUGGCGACUCGUGGCGGUGAUCGCUCCCUGCAGACUGUGAGUGGGAGGGAAAGGUUCACUUGAUGAUGCGGACAGUCUGACCUUGAGAGCUGACCCGAGAUGACGCAGGAGCACUUCUUCCGGGUUCUGCUAGCGAGAGUGACGCUGGACGGGGUGACGCAAGCUGUCGUGGUUAUUCUGAGCUCAUGACAUGUAUCACCCGCCCCUCUGCACUGUGGCUGUUGUGCACUAGGCGAGUGAGCAGGGAGUAAUUAGCAGGUAGAUUUUAAUUCUCACAGUUUUUUUAAGAGCCGAGUCAUGGCCAGGUGUGGUUAAGGAAUUCGUCAUUUGUAAUUUCAUCCACUUUCCUCUGUCUUUUUAUGUAAGAGGGGGUCUGGUCAAGAGCAACAGAAAGGCUGAAAAAGGCCCACUGCCAGUCCCCAGAGUAGUCAAAAGGAUGAUCCAGAGUUAUGAGGGAAAACGUCCUUUGAAAACUCCUUGCUUUGACGACACAGAAAACCUAGAAAAGUUUUGCUUAAUCAUUCAAGACACUUAUACUUUAAGAAUUAAACAGACACUGGAAUCUGUACAUUA
This is a messenger RNA of Scylla paramamosain (green mud crab), 4166 nucleotides long. RefSeq lists its product as uncharacterized. The record is from RefSeq and is a predicted model, not a curated record. The transcript has 2 exons. Bases 1957 to 2412 code for a protein of 151 amino acids. Lineage: Eukaryota; Metazoa; Arthropoda; Malacostraca; Decapoda; Portunidae.